GACUUUGUAUCAGAAAGAUAGCUCAUGAGCUGAUUAAAUUCUGGAAGUAUCAAGUAAGAGUCUUUCUUGGAGAAAUUGUUGUCAUUUUUGAUCUUUUACUUGUAUGACAGAAGAAGAUAGCUCAGCAAAAAUGUCAGAGGAUGUUGAGCAAUAUCUCAAGUUAAAUCCACCUUGCUCCUCCUCCUCAUCUUCCUCCGCCGUUGCGUUCGCCAACAAGUCUGGCACUUUCAAAUCUUCUUCGCCGCCAUGUCCAGAACAUGUCCUCGAGAACGUUUUAGAGAGCGUGCUUCAGUUCCUCACUUCCAGAUGCGAUCGCAACGCCGUUUCAUUGGUCUGCAAAUCGUGGUAUCGCGUCGAGGCUCAGACCCGAUUAGAGGUUUUUAUCGGUAACUGUUACUCUCUUUCUCCCGCUCGGCUCACUCACCGGUUCAAGGGUCUUAGGUCUAUUGUGCUUAAAGGGAAACCUAGGUUUGCUGAUUUUAAUCUCAUGCCUCCUAAUUGGGGAGCUCAAUUCGCGCCUUGGGUUGCUGCAACAGCUAAGGCUUAUCCUUGGCUUGAGAAGGUUCAUUUGAAGCGCAUGUUUGUUACGGAUGAUGAUUUAGCGCUUCUUGCUGACUCGUUUCCUGGGUUCAAAGAGCUUACUUUGGUCUGCUGCGAAGGUUUUGGAACUAGUGGUAUUGCUGUUGUUGCCAACAAAUGCAGACAGCUAAAGGUUCUUGAUCUGGUGGAGUCAGAAGUCACCGAUGAUGAGGUGGAUUGGAUUUCUUGUUUUCCUGAGGGUGAAUCUCCUCUGGAGUCUUUGUCUUUUGACUGUGUUGAAUCCCCUAUCAAUUUCAACGCAUUGGAGGGGCUCGUAAUUAGGUCACCGUUCUUGAAGAAGCUUAGAACCAACAGGUUUGUUUCCCUUGAAGAGCUGCAUCGCCUAAUGGUUCGAGCGCCGCAGUUAACCAGUCUUGGUACGGGAUCAUUUAGUCCAGACAACGCGCCUCAGGGUGAACAACUACCGGAUUAUGCAGCUGCUUUCCUUGCUUGUAAAUCCAUAGUUUGUCUCUCAGGAUUCAGGGAAUUCAGGCCUGAAUACCUCCUAGCUAUCUCUCCAGUUUGUGCUAAUCUCACCUCUCUUAACUUCAGUUAUGCUAACAUUUCUCCUCACAUGCUCAACCCCAUCAUACGCAACUGUCACAAUAUCCGAGUCUUCUGGGCUCUUGACUCGAUAUGCGAUGAAGGACUACAGGCAGUGGCUGCCACAUGCAAGGAGCUCCGUGAGCUUCGGAUUUUCCCUUUCGAUCCUCGUGAAGACAGCGAAGGUCCUGUCUCAGGAGUAGGCCUCCAAGCAAUUUCAGAGGGAUGUAGGAAACUAGAAUCUAUCCUGUACUUUUGCCAGCGGAUGACUAAUGAAGCUGUGACAGCCAUGUCUGAGAACUGCCCGCAGCUAACUGUGUUUAGGCUUUGCAUAAUGGGUCGCCAUAGGCCUGACCACAUGACAGGAAAGCCAAUGGACGAUGGAUUUGGUGCCAUUGUUAAAAACUGCAAGAAGCUAACCCGACUUGCAGUAUCAGGUGACAAGGCUCUGAGAUAUGUUCUUGAGGGUUGUCCUAAACUACAAAAGCUUGAAAUCAGGGACAGUCCCUUUGGGGAUGCUGGAUUGCGCUCUGGUAUGCAUCGGUAUUGCAACAUGAGGUUUGUUUGGUUGUCGUCAUGUGUCUUAUCCCUGGGAGGCUGCAGGGAUGUUGCUCAGGCUCUGCCUAAUGUAGUGGUGGAAGUAUUUGGAUCAGAUGGUGAUGAUGACGACGACACUGUCACUGGGGACUAUGUUGAGACAUUGUACUUGUAUCGGUCCCUUGAUGGCCCAAGGAAGGAUGCUCCAAAUCUUGCCUUCCUCCAUCACCAGAUGCUCAAUGGUAUCGAUGAAUGCGGUAACUUUCUCCAAGCUUUUGUCAUCAAGCCUCGGGACAGUAUGGCCUUUGGGAUGAUGGACAACCACCGGAUUCUUAUUAGAGAUCCGAUGAGGAGAGGCAAGGAAGAAGACGAAGUUGAACAGUUGCUUCAAGCGGCUCAAGAUGAUAUAAUACUCAAGCUCUAAGAAGAUAGCUCAGCAAAAAUGUCAGAGGAUGUUGAGCAAUAUCUCAAGUUAAAUCCACCUUGCUCCUCCUCCUCUUCUUCCUCCGCCGUUGCGUUCGCCAACAAGUCUGGCACUUUCAAAUCUUCUUCGCCGCCAUGUCCAGAACAUGUCCUCGAGAACGUUUUGGAGAGCGUGCUGCAGUUCCUCACUUCCAGAUGCGAUCGCAACGCCGUUUCAUUGGUCUGCAAAUCGUGGUAUCGCGUCGAGGCUCAGACCCGAUUCGAGGUUUUUAUCGGUAACUGUUACUCUCUUUCUCCCGCUCGGCUCACUCACCGGUUCAAGGGUCUUAGGUCUAUUGUGCUUAAAGGGAAACCUAGGUUUGCUGAUUUUAAUCUCAUGCCUCCUAAUUGGGGAGCUCAAUUCGCGCCUUGGGUUGCUGCAACAGCUAAGGCUUAUCCUUGGCUUGAGAAGGUUCAUUUGAAGCGCAUGUUUGUUACGGAUGAUGAUUUAGCGCUUCUUGCUGACUCGUUUCCUGGGUUCAAAGAGCUUACUUUGGUCUGCUGCGAAGGUUUUGGAACUAGUGGUAUUGCUGUUGUUGCCAACAAAUGCAGACAGCUAAAGGUUCUUGAUCUGGUGGAGUCAGAAGUCACCGAUGAUGAGGUGGAUUGGAUUUCUUGUUUUCCUGAGGGUGAAUCUCCUCUGGAGUCUUUGUCUUUUGACUGUGUUGAAUCCCCUAUCAAUUUCAACGCAUUGGAGGGGCUCGUAAUUAGGUCACCGUUCUUGAAGAAGCUUAGAACCAACAGGUUUGUUUCCCUUGAAGAGCUGCAUCGCCUAAUGGUUCGAGCGCCGCAGUUAACCAGUCUUGGUACGGGAUCAUUUAGUCCAGACAACGCGCCUCAGGGUGAACAACUACCGGAUUAUGCAGCUGCUUUCCUUGCUUGUAAAUCCAUAGUUUGUCUCUCAGGAUUCAGGGAAUUCAGGCCUGAAUACCUCCUAGCUAUCUCUCCAGUUUGUGCUAAUCUCACCUCUCUUAACUUCAGUUAUGCUAACAUCUCUCCUCAAAUGCUCAACCCCAUCAUACGCAACUGUCACAAUAUCCGAGUCUUCUGGGCUCUUGACUCGAUACGCGAUGAAGGACUACAGGCAGUGGCUGCCACAUGCAAGGAGCUCCGUGAGCUUCGGAUUUUCCCUUUCGAUCCUCGUGAAGACAGCGAAGGUCCUGUCUCAGGAGUAGGCCUGCAAGCAAUUUCAGAGGGCUGUAGGAAACUAGAAUCUAUCCUGUACUUUUGCCAGCGGAUGACUAAUGGAGCUGUGACAGCCAUGUCUGAGAACUGCCCGCAGCUUACUGUGUUUAGGCUUUGCAUAAUGGGUCGCCAUAGGCCUGACCACGUGACAGGAAAGCCAAUGGACGAUGGAUUUGGUGCCAUUGUUAAAAACUGCAAGAAGCUAACCCGACUUGCAGUAUCAGGGUUACUAACAGAUGAAGCUUUUAGCUAUAUAGGAGAAUAUGGGAAAUUGAUCCGCACGCUAUCUGUAGCUUUUGCGGGGAACAGUGACAAGGCUCUGAGAUAUGUUCUUGAGGGUUGUCCUAAACUACAAAAGCUUGAAAUCAGGGACAGUCCCUUUGGGGAUGUAGGAUUGCGCUCUGGUAUGCAUCGGUAUUGCAAUAUGAGGUUUGUUUGGUUGUCGUCAUGUGUCUUAUCUCUGGGAGGCUGUAGGGAUGUUGCUCAUGCUCUGCCUAAUGUAGUGGUGGAAGUAUUUGGAUCAGAUGGUGAUGAUGACGACGACACUGUCACUGGGGAUUAUGUUGAGACAUUGUACUUGUAUCGGUCCCUUGAUGGCCCAAGGAAGGAUGCUCCAAAGUUUGUAACAAUUUUAUGAGAAAAAACUUUGGUUCAGAUGAGGCCGUGCUUGAGGAAAAGCAGAGCUAGCAAGCAGAAGAGAAUGUGUUUGUAAACUGUAAGUGCUUCAGCUACACUGCAUGAAUUGUUUUGCCAUUUGACUCUUCGUUGAAUUUGUCUUAUACCAAGAAGAGUGUAGUGCGAAGGAAGAAAAAGUUAUGAAAAGG
This is a messenger RNA of Arabidopsis arenosa, 4130 nucleotides long. The record is from the annotation of a GenBank genome assembly. NCBI's taxonomy places the organism in Eukaryota, Viridiplantae, Streptophyta, Magnoliopsida, Brassicales, Brassicaceae.